AUGGCAACGGAUAUUUCAAAUGCCCUCAAACGUCCUUCGGAUAACGAGAACUCAGCACCAAGGAAGGUGCGAAAGGGCACCCAGAGUUGCUGGGAAUGCAAGCGACGCAAAGUCCGCUGUACCUUUGCGGCUUCUGAAAACUCCUCCUGCGAGCCUUGCACGCAACGAGGAACGCUAUGCGUUAGCCAAGAGCUACCAGAUCCAGGCCGGACUUCGCAGAUUGACGACAGACUCGGCCGCGUCGAGGCGGUCCUUGAAGAUGUUCUCCGCCGGUUGCCGGCCCAAGAAGCAGAUCGCCACAAUCCUCACCAGCAGCAAGAUUCACAGCCUCCUGCACACGUACCACCUCCAGAUGUUUCCCCCGCCCGUCAUGAUUUUCAUGAUGUAGCCACUGAACUGGUCCUCGGACAAGUCGAUCAAGAAUCGCGCCCGAGCGAGAGCUUGACCACUGGAUCUGACGAGCUAUCUCGUAAACUCAUAUCGGCAGCAACGGCGCUACCUACUCAAGAUGAACUGGAAUUGAUUUCACGUGAACCAUUUGAAGUUCCGAGCUGCCUCCAGGGCCUCCCAUGUGUGCAGUCGCUCAGCGAUAGAACAUCGGUGUCAUGGCGAGAGUUGAUGCGUCCUCCGGCGACAGGUUCUCACCCGGUUGUAUUGACAAAAAUACACUUGAUACUGGCAUCUUAUUUGCAAACGCUCUCUCAGGGAGCGAUGGAACGACUGUCCUUGUUGGGUGUUGAUCAUCAAGGAAUUGCGUCGAACGCAAUACAAACCGCUCGUCGAUUGGUUCUCUCCAACCAUGGGAUGAUACGCUCACUCGACGGCAUUGAGUGCCUAUACAUCGAGAGCAUGUAUCACAAUAAUGCAGGUCGGCUCCGCGAUGCAUGGCUUAUACUCCGCACUGCAAUAUCAACUGCGCAGCUACUUGGAAUGGAUCGCAGAGCCUUUUCACAACUCCCAUUCACGGAAUUUCACCGAAAGGAGAGCAGAGAGGAAUCGAUAUGGGUUCAUUUGCUUGCUUCUGAUCGGUAUCUGUCGUUGGUGUUAGGCUUGCCACAAGGUGCUGCCAACAGCAACAGUUUCUCCUUUCCCGAAGCGAUGGCGCCCCAUACUCCAGAUGAACGGCUUCGCAGGACCCAUUGCGCAGCUGGCGGAAUCAUGCUCAAGCAUACAGAUCAUCGCGAUAACGAUACAGCAUACGUCGAGGAGAUCAAUGUGCUCUUGCGUGAGGCUGCAGCAAACUUGAACCCGCAAUGGUGGCUCAUCCCAGAAUCCUUGAAUCGAGGCCAGCCAGUGACUGCCCAGGACACCUUACGGCUAAUGACCCAGUUCACCCAUUAUCACAUCCUCGCUCGACUACACUUGCCAUAUCUACUAAAAUCUCCAGCAGAUGGCACGUUCGAUCCUCACAAGCUCACGACUAUCAACGCCAGUCGCGAGAUCCUCGUGAGAUACUUGGCCCUCAGGGGCUCGAACUCGACGAGCAACUACUGUCGAGGAGUGGACUUUCUCAUGUUCAUUGCAGCGGCCACCCUCUGCAUCGCACAUAUCAAUUCAUCGCAUUGGCGGCGGUUGAAUGGACAGGGUCCGCACUUUGACUUCCUGGCACAUCAACGUCCUGGUGAUCGAGGGCUCCUGGAGCGGGCCUUGGAGGCCGUAGAGCAUACUGGUCGUCAGAAUGAUGACGAGAUUGACACGAGGGUUGCUGUUGUCCUUCAGCAUCUUCUAGACAACGAAAACAAGGCAGCAACUGGGUCCAUCUUCACCAUAUCAACGGCUGCUACCAAUUCGACGGUGAAUUUCCCGGGAGGAUGGAGCAACGAUGACGGAACUCUCAAAAUCGACGUUCCAAAUAUUGGUCUCAUCAAGAUCGAGCGGGGGCGUAGUCACGACUCUAUGAACAUCCAAGGCCAGGAGUGGUCUCUCCAAGGCAUCGAUACUACCUUUUUCAAUGAUCUUAUCCAAGACUGGGAAAUAGAUGCCCCCGACCUGUGA
Zasmidium cellare ATCC 36951 is the source of this 1995-nucleotide messenger RNA. RefSeq lists its product as uncharacterized. Gene Ontology annotation, molecular function: DNA-binding transcription factor activity, RNA polymerase II-specific; DNA binding; zinc ion binding. Lineage: Eukaryota; Fungi; Ascomycota; Dothideomycetes; Mycosphaerellales; Mycosphaerellaceae. Gene Ontology annotation, biological process: regulation of DNA-templated transcription; DNA-templated transcription. The record is from RefSeq and is a predicted model, not a curated record. The transcript is spliced from 2 exons. Bases 1 to 1995 code for a protein of 664 amino acids.